This is a messenger RNA of Aspergillus ibericus CBS 121593, 600 nucleotides long. RefSeq lists its product as uncharacterized. The annotation marks the transcript as partial. The transcript has a single exon. The record is from RefSeq and is a predicted model, not a curated record. NCBI's taxonomy places the organism in Eukaryota, Fungi, Ascomycota, Eurotiomycetes, Eurotiales, Aspergillaceae.
AAGACAAGAGAAAGCAUCCAGACGGUCGAACAGAGGAUAACAACCAUCCUUGCCGCAUUAGAAAGGAAAAUGGGAAAGAUCAAAGACUAUCUCGCUUCGUCAGUGUCGGUGGUGACUUCUAGUAAAACCGAUUGGAUGGGAGAGGAUCCGUGUAUUGUUGAUAUUGAGUUGGCAUCGAAGCAGACUUCCCUUGACGUCAAGUUCAAGGCAGGCUUGGGUCGGUGUCUGAUGGCUGAUCGAUAUAUCUCAUGGGAGAAAGAAACCUCCAGACCUUCCCGGGUACAGGCAUUGACGGCUGAUCUGUCUUCAUCCGACCGACAAUUCCACGUCGAGAAAUACGUCGCUACCAAUCCGCAGUACAAAAAUAGGGAAACGGCUCGGAAAGCGAUCCAGCAUGGCAUCAAACAUCGGGUAUUUGAAGAGUUAUAUGGCAAUCCUGGCGCUUCAAUCCUGUUUUUCUUUGUCUACUCCCUAUUUCGUGAUUUGCCCUAUCCAGCCCUUCCUCUCUUGUCAGAGAGACUGAAACAGUCCAAGGGCUUGUGUGACUUGGCCGCUGACAGGUCUAAGUGGGUCCAAGAAUGUAAACGUUUAUACAAAGGU